AUGAGUGUUCAAGUUGAUUUAAAAGGUGAAAUGACUCCUGUUGUAGUAAGCAAAGAACUAGAUGAAGAUGAUGAAAACAACGAAUCAAGUGAUGAAUCAAUGCCACUUAAAGUACCAACAGAAACAAAUGAAACACAUAUACUAAAACCAGAAGUUAAAAAAAAGUUGACUCUUAGAGAAAGAUUAAAAGAAAUAAAAGCCAAUACAACAGUUGAACCAAUAAUGGCUUGCUACGUCAUGCCCAGUGUUCUUGCGUCUUUAGCAGUCCAAAAUUUAAAUUUAGAAAAAGCCUGUAGGGUUAAUUUGAAUUUUACUGAUGAAGUUUGUACUGCAUUAAGUUUGAGACAAACAGAAAAUUAUACCCUCUAUGAGGACGAGGUUCAAAGACUGAUUGCCAGAGUCCAAGCUUGGAAGAACAUUGUUCAGACUGCUAUUCCUGUUUACUAA
Arctia plantaginis is the source of this 447-nucleotide messenger RNA. The record is from the annotation of a GenBank genome assembly. NCBI's taxonomy places the organism in Eukaryota, Metazoa, Arthropoda, Insecta, Lepidoptera, Erebidae.